Messenger RNA from Erythranthe guttata (spotted monkey flower), 498 nucleotides. Lineage: Eukaryota; Viridiplantae; Streptophyta; Magnoliopsida; Lamiales; Phrymaceae. The record is from RefSeq and is a predicted model, not a curated record.
AUGAAUCCCACUGAAGUCGAUGGUGGUAUCGAUCCAGCCGUAGCCGAAGAAUGGAUCAAGUCUCUCGAAGUAAUUUACGACUAUAUGCAAAUGGCCAACCGUGAUCGAGUGCAUUGCGCCAUAUUCCUACUCCGGAAUGAGGCUCGUCAUUGGUGGGAAGGGAUCAAAGAAGGGACAAAUCUCAAAAAUCUUCAAUGGUCCGAAUUCAAAGUCCAAUUGUUCGAAAAAUAUUUCUCGAAAGAUUUACGAGCUCACAAACUCAAAGAAUCCCUCGAACUCCGUCAAGGAGACUUACCAAUGAUCGAAUACAUCCGUCGUUUCGAGCGUGGCUGCCUUUACGCACCAUUCAUUGCUCGAGACGCCGAGGAAAAGAAUAAUCAUUUCAUCCGUGGUUUACAACCCGAGAUCCGUAGAGAUAUCUGUAUGUGCGAAGAUUCAACUUUGCAACAAUUAGUGGACAAGGUCCUCAUGGCUGCCCAAGACAAGCAAGAAUUUUAA